GGACAGGAUAGAAGCACAUAUAAAAGCCUAAGCCUUCGGGAAGCUGGAGGUCAGAUGAUGAGGGUAGUCAGUAUGUGGACUUCUAUGGUUACUGUUCUCUGCCUGGCAACCUGUAUUAGUAAUGCUGAAGACUCAUGUCCAGAAGUAAAAUAUGUGGCAAUUGGAGAAACUGAGAAGUUGACUAUUCUCCGAGGAUGUCCUGGUCUGCCUGGACCUCCUGGACAAAAAGGAGAAGCCGGUCCAUCAGCAGAGAAAGGACCCAAAGGAGACCCCGGAAAGGUUGGACCUGCAGGGCCGCCAGGAUCUGCAGGUUCUCCUGGUUUAAAUGGACAAAAAGGAGAGAAGGGGGAACCUGGCUCCUCAGCUCCAGUAUAUGCUCAUCGAAAUUGCAAGGAACUGCGGGACCAAGGGACUUUCCUCACUGGUUGGUACAAAAUAUAUCCAGAUGGCGAGAAUCCGCUUACAGUCUUGUGUGACAUGGAUACAGAUGCAGGAGGAUGGAUUGUUUUCCAGAGACGUUAUGAUGGCAGUGUGAAUUUUUUUAGAGAGUGGAAAGACUACAAGCAAGGGUUUGGUAACCAACUAAGUGAAUUCUGGCUGGGAAAUGAUAAUAUUCAUCGCCUUACGUCUACAGGAACUCAUCAGCUUCGAGUUGAUCUGACAGAUUUUGAAAAUAAUUACACUUUUGUCACAUAUGCUUCGUUUGCCCUAUCAGGAGAAGAUGACAAUUAUAAGCUGAACAUUGGCGCUUUCACUGGAGGCAGUUCAGGUGACUCUCUCUCUUAUCACAACAAUCGUCCGUUCACAACCAAAGACAGAGACAAUGAUGAAUAUCCACAAAACUGUGCGGUAUCGUUCAAAGGUGCUUGGUGGUAUGGAAGCUGCCAUAACUCCAAUCUGAACGGGCAGUAUCUGAGAGGAAAACAUGCCAGCUACGCGGACGGAGUUAAUUGGGAAAGUGGACAAGGGCAGUAUUACUCCUAUAAAAUCACAGAAAUGAAGUUCAGGCCAGUUUAAUACAUACUGUAUAAUGUGAACAGAGACCUUAUGAAUCACGUCAUUGAAAGAUUAAAUUACUGCAUCUGACGUAUAAUAGAACCAGGUCAUAAGGGUCAAGUCUAAGUAAUAAAGUAAUGAGGCACUCAGGUUGAUUUGCAAUUCAAGUGAGGUUUAUUUCAUAAUCUCUGCAUCAUCCAUUUGCCCGUAGUAUAUAUGAAUCAACAAAAUAUUUCUGACCAGACGUUUCGGUCACGGUGGACCUUCUUCAGUGGUCAUGUUAUCUGAGUGGUGGGUAGCGGUAUUUCUGGGGCGCUGGAUGCAUAAGGGUCAAGUCUGUGAUCUCGGACCUCCACAAAUUUUUAGCCUACAAAUAAAAUAGUAAAUUUUUGGGGUGAAUACCAUGAAUUUUACCAGUGAUUUGUGGCAUAUUAACAUGUGUAUUCGCAAUUAUUGAUGGGCUUAUAGUGUAAGGGUGUUUGUCUCUGUGUAUGAUGCACCCAGAAUUCAUAAAAAUAUCUUUUAUAUGGCUGAUAUGUACAUGCAACCUCAUGUAUAAUACACAACUUCCGACAAUAAAUGUUUUCUACUACUA
This is a messenger RNA of Bufo bufo (common toad), 1591 nucleotides long. RefSeq names its product ficolin-1-B-like. Bases 55 to 1017 code for a protein of 320 amino acids. The record is from RefSeq and is a predicted model, not a curated record. The transcript is spliced from 9 exons. NCBI's taxonomy places the organism in Eukaryota, Metazoa, Chordata, Amphibia, Anura, Bufonidae.